Salvelinus namaycush (lake trout) is the source of this 1562-nucleotide messenger RNA. Its product is annotated as replication factor C subunit 4-like. Gene Ontology annotation, molecular function: ATP binding; ATP hydrolysis activity; DNA clamp loader activity. Gene Ontology annotation, biological process: DNA-templated DNA replication; DNA repair. The transcript is spliced from 11 exons. The record is from RefSeq and is a predicted model, not a curated record. Lineage: Eukaryota; Metazoa; Chordata; Actinopteri; Salmoniformes; Salmonidae. The coding region runs from base 336 to 1409 and encodes 357 amino acids. Gene Ontology annotation, cellular component: nucleus; DNA replication factor C complex.
CUGUGUUGUAAAAAUUUAUGAAAACAAAACAAAAAUGCUUUUUGAUCUUAAUGUAAUGUUAGGCAUAAGGUUAGCCGUUCAGUUAAGGUUAGGGUUACGUCUAGGGUUUUAUUUUAAGAAGAUACAUUUUAUAAAUAGGCGGGGUUUUAGACAUAAUUCUAAUUUUGUGGCUAUGGUAACUAGUGACAACCGUCAGGGCGGGAAAUCAACCACACAUGUCAACAGAUUACACAUUCCGAAUGUCAACGCAUUUUAUCUAGCUACAUAUACCUAAUUAUUUUUAAACGGUGUAAGUUAACUGUAAAGUCCGGUUUCAAUCAACUUUGGGAAGAGCCAUGCAGGCGUUUUUGAAAGGAACAUCAACUCAAGGCACCAGACCUCUGAAAGAGAAAGGUACAGGGACCAGUGGAGAGAAGAAGCAGAAAUCUGUCCCCUGGGUAGAGAAAUAUAGACCAAAAUGUAUGGAAGAGGUGGCGUUUCAAGAGGAGGUGGUUGCUGUGCUGAAGAAGACUAUAGAGGGCGCUGAUCUCCCCAAUCUGCUGUUCUAUGGACCACCUGGAACAGGAAAGACCUCCACCAUCCUGGCUGCAGCCAGGGAACUUUAUGGGCCAGAGCUGUACCGACAGAGAGUGCUGGAGCUGAAUGCCUCCGAUGAGAGAGGGAUUCAGGUGGUGAGAGAGAAAGUCAAGAGAUUUGCCCAGCUGACUGUAGCAGGCCACCGCACUGAUGGGAAACCAUGCCCACCCUUUAAGAUCAUCAUCCUGGAUGAGGCUGACUCAAUGACCAAUGCUGCUCAGGCUGCUCUCAGACGCACCAUGGAGAAGGAGUCCCGGACCACCCGCUUCUGUCUCAUCUGCAACUACGUCAGCAGGAUUAUUGAGCCCCUGACAUCCAGAUGCUCCAAAUUCCGCUUCAAACCUCUAGCAAAUCAGGUCCAAGAAGAGCGCCUGCUGGAUAUCUGUGACAAGGAGAAUCUCAAGUACUCAAAGGAGGGUAUUGCAGCGUUGGUGAAGGUUUCAGAAGGGGAUCUUAGAAAAGCCAUAACCUUUCUUCAAAGUGCUGCACGGCUGAACACAGAUAAUGAGAUCACAGAGAAUGCGGUCAUAGAGAUAGCAGGGGUUGUUCCUCCCAAGAUGAUUGACAAUUUGCUCAAAAUCUGUUUCAAGGGAACAUUUGAAAAACUAGAGAUUGCUGUUCGGAACAUGGUAGAUGAGGGCUAUGCUGCCACACAAAUCAUCAACCAGCUACACGAAGCCAUCAUAGAGGAAGAGCUGAAUGACAAGCAGAAGUCUGCCAUCACGGAAAAGAUGGCAGUGGUUGACAAGUGUUUAGUGGAUGGUGCAGAUGAGUACCUGCAGAUGCUGAGUAUGUGUUCUGUGAUCAUGCAGCAAGCUACUCUGAGUAACUGACUCCACAACUUCAUGGAUCAUUCCUCUCCAUAUGCAUCUAGACCAACAGCUUUUUCUAUACAUUUUUGUAGGUUGACUGUAUUAAAAUGUUAUUGUUUCCUGUAAAUACUGUCUUUGUCAAUCAGGGCUGUUCAAGUCAUAUUUCAGGGGUCA